GAGAGAUUGACAGAACUAAUCAUGAGUUCUUUCCCUCUACAAUCGCUCUUCUUUGUCCUCCUGUGUUUACUUGCUUCUCAUCAGUGUGCCGAAGCCCGAUAUUUACAAACCAGUAAGGAGCUCUUCUGCUCCGUGUACACUUUUGGGGACUCCUUCGUGGACCCCGGCAACAACGAUUUCAUAAACACGCCGUUCAGGAGCAACUUUCCUCCUUAUGGCAGAGAAUUCCCCGGCGGAGUCUCAACGGGGAGGUUUUCGAAUGAACUUCUGUUCCCGGACAUCCUUGCGUACUACGUGGGCGCGGUAAAUUACACGCGGCCAUACUUGGGCCCACGACUUGAUCUGAAAGAGUCCCCGACUGCCGUCAGUUUCGCCUCUGCCACCAGUGGAUUCGACCCCUACACUGCCAACAAAACCAAUGCAUUGCAAUUAUCCGACCAACUCAAAAGUUUCCAACAAUACAGAGCGAGACUCGAAAAAGCAAUCGGAAAGAAGAAAGCCGAUAGCCAGAUUGAGCAAGCCAUCUUCUAUGUGAACGCGGGGUCUGACGACUUCGCCUUGACUAUUUAUCCUACCCUUCUCCAAGAGCUCACCAUGUCUCCAAUAUGCAUCCGAGCAAAUGCUAGGAUCUCAAGCAAUAUUGCAUGCAUACAUAUUUCUUUGUCCCCUCUAGCAAAAAUACAAGCAAAGAUAUAUAUGCUAAUUUUCUUUCAAAGCUUACAGAGGUUAUUGGAACAAGGGGCUCGAAAAAUAGCAGUAAAUGGUCUACCACCCUUGGGUUGCAUUCCAGUUGGUGUCACUCUGCUUCCUCAACCUGCAAAGAAUAUACAAGAUAAAGCUCGGACUUGUAUUGGUUACGUGAAUGCCAUAUCACUAGAUUUCAACUCUAUGCUCCAGGAAGAGUUGGAGGAUCUGCAGAGUCAACAUCCAGAAGCAAAGAUCGUCUACAUUGACUUUGUAGAACCCCUACUCGAUGUUAUACAGAACCCACAUGAAUACGGUUAUACCGAGGUGAACAAGGGUUGCUGUGGGACUGGGUUUUCUGAAAUUGGCACACAAUGCAACGCAACAACUUCGCUUUGUUCUGAUUCCGACAAGUUCGUAUUCUGGGAUGCAGCACACCCAACGGAGAAGACAUACCAUCUCAUUUUCAGAAGCAAUCUUGCAGCCAUUGAUGACCUCAUUGGGAGCUAAUUUCUGAUCAUCCUUCUCCAGUUACGGAUAAUUUUAAUAAUUUCCAUUUCUGCAAUAGCAGUGGAAUGAUAUAAUGUCAUGUAUGAAAAUCAUGAAAUAUCAGGUUGAUUAAGCGUUAAAAAAAUGAAUUAGAUUUGUCUUGAUUCAUAAGAGAAGAUACAAAAUUAUGUAAUCUGGAAAAGUGAGGUGGCCAACAUAACAGGCAAUGGACUCCAAAGUCACACACUGAUUGAUACUGAACCUGACUUCGGGGCUAAUC
Molecule: messenger RNA, 1453 nt
Organism: Rhododendron vialii
Lineage: Eukaryota; Viridiplantae; Streptophyta; Magnoliopsida; Ericales; Ericaceae
Product: GDSL esterase/lipase At5g45960-like
Exons: 5
Coding region: 22-1194 (390 amino acids)
Molecular function (GO): hydrolase activity, acting on ester bonds
Source: RefSeq, a predicted model, not a curated record